Exserohilum turcica Et28A is the source of this 506-nucleotide messenger RNA. RefSeq lists its product as uncharacterized. The annotation marks the transcript as partial. NCBI's taxonomy places the organism in Eukaryota, Fungi, Ascomycota, Dothideomycetes, Pleosporales, Pleosporaceae. The record is from RefSeq and is a predicted model, not a curated record. The transcript has a single exon.
GCUGGCUACGGGUAACUCUAACUUUGUUCCUGCUUACCCUGCAGGACACCACCACCACCACCACGGCAAAGCUACUCGAUACAUACAUAUAUACUCGAUUACGACAAGUAAUAAUGCUGCUGCCAAUGCCCAACGGUCCCGCGCCUUUCCGACCAGCAAGAGAUGGAGAAAAACACCCUCACACUCAGACACACAAGCGACAGGCUUUGGCAGCAUGCAGGGCACGCACGCGCGUAAGAGGGAAACGGGGCUGUUCCUCCCCCCGGCCCAACGUGAGACGACAUCUUGUGCGUUUCGUUCCAAAAGCUUUCAUGCGAAACGACGCACGACAGCAGCAGCCAGAAAGCGGGGCGGCGGGGGGAUGGGCCGUGGUAAGUUGACAAGGUCCCUCUGUUCCCCAAGCGCCCGCCUUUUCUUGGCAAAAGAAAGACGUUGGUUUUGCUUUGGCACAGAGCAUCGCCCCCCCCUCCAGCCCCUCUUCCUUUCGGCCAAUUUUUUCAAACACC